Messenger RNA from Mucor velutinosus, 1311 nucleotides. RefSeq names its product microtubule integrity protein mal3. NCBI's taxonomy places the organism in Eukaryota, Fungi, Mucoromycota, Mucoromycetes, Mucorales, Mucoraceae. Gene Ontology annotation, molecular function: magnesium ion binding; phosphopyruvate hydratase activity. The transcript is spliced from 4 exons. Gene Ontology annotation, biological process: glycolytic process. Gene Ontology annotation, cellular component: phosphopyruvate hydratase complex. Bases 1 to 1311 code for a protein of 436 amino acids. The record is from RefSeq and is a predicted model, not a curated record.
AUGUCUAUUACUCGUGUACACGCUCGCCAAAUCUUUGAUUCACGCGGUAAUCCUACCGUUGAAGUGGAAGUUUCUACCGCUAAAGGUGUCUACCGCGCUGGUGUUCCUUCUGGAGCUUCCACCGGCGUUCAUGAGGCUCUUGAGCUUCGUGACAAGAUCAAGACUGAAUACAUGGGAAAGGGUGUCCUUCAAGCCGUCAAGAACGUCAUUGAGAUUAUUGGCCCUGCCCUUGUUGAAUCAGGUCUGAAUGUCGCUGACCAAAAGGCCAUUGACAAAUUCCUCUUGGAACUCGACGGUACCGACAACAAGAGCAAGCUCGGUGCAAAUGCUCUUUUGGGUGUUUCCUUGGCUGUUGCUAAAGCUGGUGCUGGUGAAAAGAACGUUCCUCUCUAUGUCCACUUUGCUGAUUUGGCUGGUUCCAAGCAACCCUUUGUCUUACCUGUCCCCUCUUUCAAUGUCAUUAACGGCGGCGAACAUGCUGGUAACAAAUUAGCUAUGCAAGAAUUUAUGAUUAUGCCCACUGGUGCCGAAUCCUUUACUGAAGCCAUGAAGAUUGGCUCUGAAGUCUACCAUCACUUGAAAAAUGUCAUCAAGGAAAAGUAUGGUCAAGAUGCCACCAACGUAGGUGAUGAAGGUGGAUUCGCCCCCAAUAUUCAGGACAGCCGUGAAGGUCUUGAUUUGCUCGUCUCAGCCAUUGAGAAGGCUGGUUAUACUGGUAAAGUCAAGAUUGCUAUGGACUGUGCUGCUAGUGAAUUCUAUAUCGAUGGAAAGUAUGAUUUGGAUUUCAAGAAUCCUAAUGCCAACCCUGACGACCGUCUCACUGGUCAACAACUCUCUGAACUCUACAAGUCCUUUGCUGAAAAGUAUCCCAUUGUCUCUAUUGAAGAUGCCUUUGACCAAGAUGAUUGGGAGAACUGGGCUCAUCUCUUGGAGAACUCUGAUUUCCAAUUAGUGGGUGACGACUUGACCGUUACUAACCCCAAGCGUAUCGCUAUUGCCAUUGAAAAGAAGGCUUGUAACGCCUUGUUGCUCAAGGUGAACCAAAUCGGUACUGUCACUGAAUCUAUCCAAGCUGCUCUUGACUCUCAAGCUGCUGGUUGGGGUGUCAUGGUGUCUCAUCGUUCAGGUGAAACUGAGGAUUCUACCAUUGCUGACCUUGUUGUUGGUCUCCGUACUGGUCAAAUCAAGACUGGUGCUCCUUGCAGAUCUGAAAGAUUGGCCAAAUUGAACCAAUUGCUCCGUAUUGAGGAAGAGUUGGGCAAGAACGCCAUCUACGCUGGUGAGAACUUCCGCAAGGCUCAUUUAUUGUAA